AUGGCUAACAUUUCCCCAUCCAAAUCGAUAUGCACUUGGGUCACUCAAUGUUACGUUAGUGAACAAUCUUACGACCAUAUCUAUCUAUCUAUCUAUCUAUCUAUCUAUCUAUCUAUCUAUCUGAGACUUCUUGAAAUGGCAAGAUGUAACCCUAAGUUUCAUGCUAAUCUAUCUAUCUAUCUAUCUAUCUAUCUAUCUAUCUAUCUAUCUAUCUAUCUAUCUAUCUAUUUUCACUUCCUGCUUAUCUAUAUAUCUGUCCAUCUAGGAAUGUCUGUUCGCUAUCUAUCUAUCUAUCUAUCUAUCUAUCUAUCUAUCUAUCUAUCUAUCUAUCUAUCUAUCUAUCUAUCUAUGCCCGCUUUCUGUCUGUCUGUCUAUCUAUCUAUCUCUUUAACUAUUUGUUCACUUUCUGUCUAUCUAUGUAUGUUCACUUUCUGUCUGUCUAUCUAUCUAUCUAUCUAUCUAUCUAUCUAUCUAUCUAUCUAUGUUAACUUUCUGUAUAUAUCUGCCUGUUCACUUUCCAUCUAUCUAUCUAUCUAUCUAUCUAUCUAUCUAUCUAUCUAUGUUAACUUUCUGUCGGUCUGCCUGUCUGUCUAUCUAUCUAUCUAUCUAUCUAUCUAUGUUAACUUUCUGUAUAUCUCUGCCUGUUCACUUUCUAUCUAUCUAUCUAUCUAUCUAUGUUAA
Molecule: messenger RNA, 681 nt
Organism: Acanthosepion pharaonis
Lineage: Eukaryota; Metazoa; Mollusca; Cephalopoda; Sepiida; Sepiidae
Source: the annotation of a GenBank genome assembly